CAUCUUAUUUCGUGUCCAUUGAUGCAGAGGAUUGCCAUGGAUCUUGAAUCGAUGAAACCAGUUUCUGGCUUUCAGCAAUCUGAAGAGGCGAAUGAAUCAUAGAGAAGCACAACUUUUUAUGAGUCCUCAUUAAAUAAUUGAAGAACAAAAAAAAACCUGUCGUAAAAUCUCUUCUUGCUCUCUUCAAUUGUGGCCUGCAAAUUACAUCCCGGCUAAGAAGAUCCACCACCGAUUGCUCGAAAUCCCAGAUAGAUUACAAUACGAAAUUCCCCCAACUUUUUUAGGCUAGUAAUGAAAUCAAUUUAUAAAAAUGAGGAAACAUCACUGCAUAAAAAUGGGGAAUUUAUAAACUUGCGUGGGCUAGCGAUGAACAAAACGCCAAGAUGAAUUAGAUCGAUUGGCGAUCCGUUCCAAUUGCUAGUUGGAAUAACGACGGAACAUAUGUUAGAAAUUGGAAUAGCAAGCAGAUUUAAAGCGAUGGAGCAAAUAACAUAAAUAUAUUUGAACUCAAUCCUGUAAGUCAUUCAAAAUAUACUACUGUUGAAGUUUUUGUUGAAUCAUCACAAAUAAUCUACAACGAAAAGCUCACAUUUUUUAGCUAUGUCUUCAACUAAUGCAAAUUAAAUUGUGAAUAUUUAAGUCUAGUGUAGUCAAGGAUGAAUAGAAGGAAGAUUUGGCUUAGCUUAUAAUUCACUCAGAAGAAAUAUUUUCAUGAUUUGUAAAUAAUCUUAGCUAAACGUCAGUUCCAUAUAAAAACUUAAACCUCGGAAAUGGUAUGGUCCGAUUUUCGGCUUCAACGAUCUAUGAAAGUCAGCUGCGUAAUUCAAAUUUUACGCUGCUGGAGCGAUGUUUCUCUCUCUUAGACUCUUCUUCUUCGCUCAAACAACUGCUGCAGAUUCAUGACCAGUUAAUAAUAUCUGGCCUCCAUCGCAACUCCUGCUUCGCUGAGGAGAUCAUCCAGUUGUGCACUUCCGGUUCACUUAGGGCGAAACAUCAAAUUGAUUGCAUAAAUCAUGCUCACCGUGUUGCUAAUUGCUAUCAAAACUUGGAUUCUUCGUCAUGGAACAGUGUGAUAAGGGCCUACGCCACCUCCAAUUCGGGCUCGCAGCGAGAGGCCAUGAGGGCAUUUCUCGAUAUGCGGUGGUUGGGAGUCGGACCCGACGACCAUACUUUCCCUUAUGUGUUUAAGUCGUGCGCUUCAUUUUUCGGCUUCAGUGAGGGGCGGCAGGUUCAUGGGGAUGCGUUGAAGCAUGGUUUGCAUCUAAAUGUGUAUGUGCAGAACACCAUGAUUCAUUGCUAUGGGUCUUGUAAGAUGUUGACGGAUGCGUACAGGGUGUUCGAUGAAAUGUCUCACAGAACUCUUGUUUCCUGGAACUCGAUGAUGAAUGUUAAUGUGGAGUGUGGUUGGUUUUAUGAAUCAGUGGAGCUUUUUCUUAAGAUGAGACGCAGUGGAUUUGUGGCGGACGAGACGACCAUGGUGAUUGCGCUUUCUGCUUGUGCGGAGCUUGGGAAUUUGAGCUUGGGAAAGUGGUUGCAUUCUCAGGUGAUUGAGAAUGGUAUGGUUGUGAAUUGUCAGCUGGGAACAGCUCUCGUUGACAUGUAUGGGAAAUGUGGGAAUGUUGGUUAUGCUAGUUUAGUUUUUGAUAGGAUAGUUCAUCGAAAUGUCUGGACAUGGAGCUCUAUGAUCACUGGGUUUGCGCAGCACGGGUUUGCUAGACAGGCCCUCGAGAUAUUUCAAGAGAUGAGGAAUCAAUCUACCAAGCCUAAUCACGUGACUUUUCUUGGAGUUCUUAGUGCGUGUAGCCACGGUGGAUUGACAGAGAACGGGCAGCGUUAUUUCAAAGAGAUGGAACAAGUGCAUGGGAUCAAGCCCAUGAUGGUACACUAUUGCGCCAUGGUAGACAUGUUGGGCCGUGCUGGCCGUCUUAAAGAGGCUUACGAGUUUGUGAUGAGCAUGCCUAUUGAGGCUGAUGGUGUUGUGUGGAGGGCGUUGCUCAGCUCUUGUCACAUUCAUGACAUUAAUGACUACGGUGUGAGUGAGAAGGCGAGGGAGAAGCUGAUGGAGCUAGAACCGAAGAGGAGCGGCAACCUUGUGAUGAUUGCAAACAACUAUGCUGAAGUUGGAUUGUGGGAGAAAGCAGGUGAUCUCAGGAGCAAAAUGAGAGUCAAAGGGUUGAAGAAGAUAGCUGGAGAGAGCUGCAUAGAGAUAGCAGUAUAAUUAUUAAAUUUUCAUCCCUUGCUGUUCGGUAGCUGUUUCUCAUGGAAGUGUAGAGAGUGGGGAAGAUUGGGUGACUACAGUAACAGAGUGUGUAUAAACUCAUACUAGUAGGUAGCCCUCUCCAGUUGAAGAACACUCCUUUCUGAUUAAAUCCAACUCCAUCAGACUCCCCCGACCAGACAACUGAACCUGCUAUGACCACGGUAACCACGAUCCCAGUAGCAGAUACAUAUGAUAGAGUGGUAAGAUUAUCUAUCCAAACAGUGGGCAUGAUUAUAAGUGCAGCUAACAGAAUACAUGUUUGACGCCCAUUGAUCACGGACCUCCCUUGCACGUUGACUAGGAGAUCAGGUAACAGACUGUGCAAGUUAUCUGCAACUAGUAUGAGGAAACCUAUGGCUAGCAAGUAAAGUUCAAGAUUCAUGAAAAUGGAGACGACGAGUCUCCCUCUGGCACCAAACGCCUUUUCACCUAUGCCCGGAUAGGUUCUUAUGUUGGGAUCGGCUUCCAUACAUUUCUUGAUCAGUAGCCCUGUGUAGCACGUUGCACUUGAAAUGACCAGCAGGAGGAUCAAGCUCGCCCAGUCUCCACACGACAGCGCGUAUGGAACUGAUAGAACAGCGAUCCCUGGUGAUAAUAGUAACAUCAUUGUAGUUGUUACAGAAGAAAAGAGAAUAUUAGUAUAUGAAGAUAAGGAGAAAGAACAUACCUAGAAGAGAAUUUAGGCCAUUGAAAGUUGUCUUCAAAAAUGAUGCAGUUCCAUUAUUACUAUCAACCAAUAUUGGCACAGUUACAGAAU
Molecule: messenger RNA, 3017 nt
Organism: Salvia splendens (bonfire salvia)
Lineage: Eukaryota; Viridiplantae; Streptophyta; Magnoliopsida; Lamiales; Lamiaceae
Product: pentatricopeptide repeat-containing protein At2g36730
Exons: 2
Coding region: 776-2218 (480 amino acids)
Biological process (GO): RNA modification
Molecular function (GO): RNA binding; protein binding
Source: RefSeq, a predicted model, not a curated record